This is a messenger RNA of Rhizophagus irregularis DAOM 181602=DAOM 197198, 1629 nucleotides long. The record is from RefSeq and is a predicted model, not a curated record. Lineage: Eukaryota; Fungi; Glomeromycota; Glomeromycetes; Glomerales; Glomeraceae.
AAAAGUCUUUUACCUUUUUAAAUUGAAGUAAAAUGCUAAAAAAUACUAACAAAUAGAAAAUUUUCAAUGGCAUUAUUAUAACAAAUAGAGAGCGAUUUAACAUUGUGCGGAUUAAUAAAUUGGUGCAACGUGGAUUUUUGUUAUUAAAAAUUGGCUAAUCAAAUAUUGUAAUUCAACCCAGCAAUAUCCACAUUAUAUUACUGGAUGAAUUUUGAUUUUCUAGCUGCAUUUUUUAUAUUUUUGGCCAGAAUUUGAGGUAUGUGACCAGAAUAAACGGAAACAAUCGGCCGAAUACAAAGACUAUAAAUUAUAGAACAAUACAAUUAAUGUAGUUUUUGUAAUUACGAGAAAAACCAAAAAAAACCGAACCUAACCUUUAUUUUAUACCUGUUCUUUUGCCUGUUGUGAUUCGUCUCUGUGAUUGAAUAAUAAAAAAUGACAAGUUCACAAGAACCUGAGGCCCCUGUUAAAGUUACGCCUACAUCAACUCCAGUAUCAACUCCAGCUACUCAAUUUAGGUUCAAGGUCAACAAAACUUAUCAUAACAAAAUGCACGUUCCGCGAAGAAAGACAGUCUAUAACUUUUACGAGUUUCAAAAGAAGUGCCUCGAACUGUCUGCCGAUUACUAUCAAGGUAUCUCGAAUCUUUUAAAAGAAACCGACGUCUCAUUAUUUUUAGCGCCGCCAAUGCCGGGAACGGAUCCCCUCCAUAUUAUUAACGAAACUGGAAUGGUAAUUAGUGGUAUGCUGAAUCCGGGCUUGGGUGAAUAUGCUGUUAGUCCCCAAAAUUAUAGUAAUAAAAAAUUAAAAAGACAUGGGAGGGAUGAUAUUUCAGCGAGUGGAGAAGAGGCUUACAGUUCCGAAAAUCAAAAAGCACCAAAACAUAGACGAGCGCCAAGACAACUUUGGACAGACGAUGAAGUAGAACGGUUGAAGGCGGCCCAUGAUAAAUACAGUGGCGAUUGGGAAUUAAUCAUCAAAGAAUUUGAACCUGAACGUACCAGAAUUCAAAUCUUCCAGAAGGCACGCCAGAUGGGACUUCGCGCCGUCGAAUCAGGGAAAUUAAUCGAUCUUUCAAAACCAAACUCGAUCAUCGAAUAUAAUAAUGCACCAGAAGGAGACGAAGGAAUCGAAUAUGAACAAGAAAAUGUCGCUGGCGAUUGGGUACAAGAAGAUGAUGAUGCUGCAAAUGAUGGUUCAAACGAUGGUUGAGAAAGCCGAGCAAUAGAUCAUUUAUAUAUAUUCUUUUUUUUAAUUCUAUUCUGUUUUAUUAUAUAAAUAGCCGCACAUCUUUACUCUUUUUUUUUUUCUUGAUUCUUUACUUCAACUAGUGUACAUAGAUCGCGGCUUUAUAUCCUUCCACUCAAAAACUCUUGAUUUCUCGAUGUAUUGUGGUACCGAUUUAAUGAAUCGCGACACUUAACAUCAAUAUAAUUUCUUUUUAUUUACUUUACAAUUCUUCGUGGGGCGUAGUAUUCGAAAAAAAAAAAAAAAAAAAAAAUAAACAUUUUUAAAAUAAAGCGUGGUAAAGUCACGUGAAAAAGAAUUCAAAUGUUCAUUUUGUUCUUUUGAGAUUUAAAACUAGUGAAGAACUCUUAAACUUACCUAUCGGUGAUUGCAGAGUCGAUU